Molecule: messenger RNA, 3384 nt
Organism: Closterium sp. Yama58-4
Lineage: Eukaryota; Viridiplantae; Streptophyta; Zygnematophyceae; Desmidiales; Closteriaceae
Source: the annotation of a GenBank genome assembly
AUGGACCUGUUGCAGCCGCCCCUGCUUCCGCAAACGUCGCUUGACGAGUUCGACCCAUCUUUUCAAAGAAUCGACGGCUGGCCGUGGCCUGGGAACAAUCUGGACGGCUCGCAGCAGUCCUGCGGAAUGGAUUUGGAGUUCGACGCCGCAAUGGCUGCGCUGUUGGCGGAACCCGCGGUGAGAAUUCCCUGCUCCGCGCAAGACCUCCGUGCACCUGUACCAUCAGCGCAAACUGCUUCCGCGCAACCUUCCGCCCUCGGCGCAAGCGCGUCUCCGGGAACUGGAUGGCGCGCGCCCGCAGAAGCCCUCCCCGCAGCACCUCCAAUUGCCGUUCUUCCGCCGAAGCCCGGCGCAACCGUGGCGGAGGCUUUUGCGCUGGCAGCCGCGGGCGCGGCGGGCGUGGCGCGAGCGGCGGAGCCAACAGCAGCGCUGGCGGAAGCUGCCCCUCCCCCCACCGCCACAUCAGGCGCAGGUAGCACAGGACUCAGCGAUAACAGCAGUCUAGGGUCCGAAGCGGUCAUUGCUCCGCUAUCGGCAAUUUUUGAGUCGCCAGCAGGGGAGUAUACCAAUGCGGAGCUGCUGCUGGCGAUGCUGUUGCUUCAGCAGCAGCAGCGCGCUGGGAGCCUCGCGGGCGCAGCAGGUAGCAGUCUCGCACAGGCAGCUAUCUCUCCUGCUACAGCGACCACCGCCGGUGCUAACGGUCGUGUUACUGGCGGUCGGGAUGGCGGCGGUGGUGGCGGCAGUGGCGCGCAGGCAGUAGUGCUUCCAGCGAACAACGACACUACCUACAGUCGUCCUGCUGCUGCUCUGCAUGGUGGUGGUGGUGGUGGAGGUGGUCGUGGCGGUGGUGGCAGCGGCAGCGUCGCGCUGCAUCCGUUCGAUGUCAUGCUCGGGAUGGACGGACAGGAUCGCUCGGGAGGAGCAGGAGCAGGAGGAGCAGGAGGAGCAGCAAGAGCAGGGCCACCAGGAGCAGAUGUGGCAGCAGCCGCAGCAGCAGCAGACAUGACAACCAGAGCAGCUCAUGUGGAUGGCACUGUAUCGGAUGCUGCAGUAACGAGGCUUUUAUUGGAAUGGAUAGCGAUGCAAGACACGACUGCGACGGGCACAGGCCCUGGAGAACCCCCUUUGCAGUUCCCCCACUGCCUCUCGCACCACCCUCUUCCUCAAAAUAUCAUUAAAAAUCUUUCCGCCCCCUUUUCCCGAUCCCUUCCCCCGGCCCCCGCGCCACCCGCUCCUGCCACUGUUCUCCCACUGGGCUCUUCGCGCAUUCCCCUCCCCACUCCGCCGCCUGCGCCCCAGGGCAUUGCUGGCGGAACGGAUACUGGCGGAAGUGCUGGCGGAACCUACACUGGCGGGAUUGCUGGCGGAAGCUCUGCAGCAGGGGCCAUGGGUGUGGGGACGUCAGGAGGGGCGGGUGCGGAUUCAGGUGGGGCAGGGGAGGCGAUGACGUUUGAGGCAGCGGCGCAGCAGCUGUUCCUCGCCACUGCGCCUGCUGCUCUGGGAGGGAGGCGGGGAAGGGGGACGUUUGAGGCGCUUGGAGUGGCACUGGCUGCACUGUUGGAGAGGAGUGUAGGGGCGUGGGCGGUUGAGGGGAGUGCGGCUGAUGCGAAGGCAUCAUGGGCUGGAGGAGCCUGUGCCUCAGAGCCGGUUCUGCAGGAAGCUGCUGCUGCUGCUGCUGGUUCUGGUUCUGCUGAUUCCCGUGAUCCCGCUGGUGCUUCUGAUGCUGGCCGUGCUCCUGAUUCUGCUGGUAUCGAUGGCAGUGGUGAUGGUUACGAUGGGGUUGAUGGUGCGGAUGCCACAGGCUGUGAUGCGCCGGUGAAUUCCCAGGUGAAUUCCCAGGUGCAGCCCAGCAGGAAUAAGGCGUCCCUCCGCACGCAAGCUCGCCGCACCCCUGAUCUGUCGGCGCGACUGAAAGGGCUUCUUGGAGUGAUAACCACCUCCUCUCUUCCCAGCAGCCAAUACCGCGCUGCCACGUCAGCAGCACAUCCAGCGUCAGUGGCACCAGGAGCAGCAGGAGGAAUGGCAGAUGCUGUGAGGGAGCGUGUGGCAGGUUGUAUGGUUUCAGGUGACCCUGCAGAUGCAAACGCGGCAGGUGCGGUGGUGGCAGUGCAUGUGGCAGGUGCGUUAUUUCAAAAGCUCUCAAGUGUGCAUCUCUCCUCCCACCAGGUGCGGUGGCGGCACUUCAUGCGGCAGGUGCGGAGGGAGGCGGCAGCGGGGGGGGACACGCUGCAGCGCAUUGCCUUCCAUGCGCUCCAGGCGCUGCGGGCCCGCACCGACGGAACCGCAAUUCAGCAGUUCAACAGCCCUCGCGCUUGCUCCGCCGAGGGCAUCAUGGAGCUGAUGGGCCACGACAGUGCUUACAGCGUGCCGUCCUUUAUGGAUUACAACUAUUCAGCACAGGUGCAUGAGAUAACCCGAGCUUUCAUAGAGUCUCCCGGUAAUGCCGCUGCAUCAGCACCAGAAGCAGCUGCAGGAACUUCUGCAGCAGCAGCAGCGGCAGCAGCAACAGCAGCAGAGACAGAAGGAGCAGCAGAAGAGGCAGCAGCAGCAGGGCAGGCAGGGAGUGCAGCUCCCUCCCCUGCACCUCCUGCCGCAACAGCAGACGCCAACACAGGCACCAGCACCAGGGGAUGGGAGCGACCAUACCCAUCGGCCCCCACCCCGCUGCUCAAGAUCACAGCCGUCGAUUUCAACACAGUGAAGCUCGCAUCUCAACGGUCAGGAAUGGUCCACCUGGGAGGCCGGUACCUGGAGCAAGUGGCCCGGAUGCUCGACCUCCCUUUCACCUUCCAGGGGGUUGAAACCGCUCCAGAGGAUUUCCAUCCGUCAAUGGUGGAAGUGGAGGAAGGGGAGGAGGUAGUGGUGCUAGGCAAAUGGUCCCUCCACCUUUUCCCAGACGACUCAGUCCUGCGAUCAAACCCCCGAAACGCCCUUCUCAAGUGGAUUUUCGACCUCUCUCCACUCCUCUUCCUGCACAUCGAUCUUGACUCGGAUGCCAACGGGCCCUUCUUCCUCCCUCGCUUCCAGAACGCUGCGCGCAACUUCGCAGCGAUCGUUGAGUCCCUGGACACAAACCUCCCGCACUCCGCCGCGCCGCGGCAGGCCUGCGAGGCGUUUCUGGCGCACGACAUGGUGAACAGUGUUGCCUGCGAGGGCACGCACCGGUGGCUCAGGACCGAGCGGCUGGAGCAGUGGAGGAAAAGAAUGGAGGCAGCAGGGUUCCGGCCGAAGCCGCUGCAUGCGGAGACGGUGAGUGCGAUGCGCGCGGUUACGGAGGGAAGAGAUGGGCGGUUUGAGCUGAAGGUGGAUGAGAGGUGGUUUGGGGCAUCGGCGGAGCUCAGGUGGCGAGGCACUCCCACUGUGUUUGUGGCCGCAUGGCACUGA